This is a messenger RNA of Closterium sp. Naga37s-1, 1317 nucleotides long. NCBI's taxonomy places the organism in Eukaryota, Viridiplantae, Streptophyta, Zygnematophyceae, Desmidiales, Closteriaceae. The record is from the annotation of a GenBank genome assembly.
AUGGGCGCAGGUAUGGGCGCAGAUAUGGGCGCAGGGGGGCUGGGGCGGCUUGCUGGGGAGGCUUGCUGGGGAGGCUUGCUGGGGCGGGCAUGGUGGCGGCGGAUGAGGGCCCUUCCAGCCAGAACCGCGCUGCACCAUUUUGGAAGCCUCCAUCCGCACCAAGGUGGGCGCCCUGCCUCUCGGAUGUCGUCCUCCUCUCUCCCCUCGCGCACCUGCAUUGCACCCCACACGCCCUGCAGCCCUCCCCCCCACCGUGCAUCACCGCUCCCCCGCUCUACCCGUUACCUGCCCCCCUGCGGUACCGCCAUCGUGCUUCUCUGCCACGUCACGUCUGCGAGGCAGCUCAAAAGCCCUCCCUCUCACCCCCUUCCCCACCCCUUAGCCCCCCUCUUCCCCCCUCCUGUGUCACAUGCCGUUCUCUCCUGUGUCACAUGCUGUGCUCUCCUGUGUCACAUGCUGUGCUCUCCUGUGUCACAUGCUGUGCUCUCCUGUGUCACAUGCUGUGCUCUCCUGUGUCACAUGCUGUGCUCUCCUGUGUCACAUGCUGUGCUCUCCCGUGUCACAUGCUGUGCUCUCCUGUGUCACAUGCUGUGCUCUCCUGUGUCACAUGCUGUGCUCUCCUGUGUCACAUGCUGUGCUCUCCUGUGUCACAUGCUGUGCUCUCCUGUGUCACAUGCUGUGCUCUCCUGUGUCACAUGCUGUGCUCUCCUGUGUCACAUGCUGUGCUCUCCUGUGUCACAUGCUGUGCUCUCCUGUGUCACAUGCUGUGCUCUCCUGCGCGUGGAGGAGGGGGCGCGCAUGGAGGAGGGGGCGCGCAUGGAGGAGGGGGCGCGCGUGGAGGAGGGGGCGCGCAGGGAGGAGCAACAGGCCGCUCUCAGCAUUCGGACAAAGAGCCUGCGUGCGGUGGUGGUGUGUGUGGCCAUCAAUCACUGUCCGUGGUGUGGAUGUGCUGCUCUGCUCUUUAACUGUCUGCCACGCCAUCCACUUACUCCUCCUGUGCUACUUAAACAAGCCAACCCACACGCCUCGCCCCCAACCCACUGCACUCAACCUCCCUCUCCUUGCUCCCUCUUCCCUCUCACGCCCUUCUGCCCAACUCUUUCCCGGCCUGUCCCCUUUUAUUCCAUCCCCUCCCCUUGUUUCCCUUCCUCUCCCCAACUGCCACUCCAUCAACUCGCUCCACCUCCCCACACCAAGGCAAAUCACUUGCAUACUACAUGGCAUCCUGUGCUCUGUCUAGCAGGAGACACGCCUCAAAAGGAGUUUUGGGUGCGGCUUCACCUGAGAAGACAUUCUGCUUUCCACAUGGCGUCCUGA